Molecule: messenger RNA, 1227 nt
Organism: Symbiodinium natans
Lineage: Eukaryota; Dinophyceae; Suessiales; Symbiodiniaceae
Source: the annotation of a GenBank genome assembly
AUGUGGCGGCGCUGGCUGGACCGGUCCGACAUGCUGCCGUUUGGCUUCAGCUGCUCGCAGAUGAACUCCUGGUACACGCAGUGCGUGCCCAAGGGUUCCACUGCGCAGCCAGAGAAGGCGAAGCCCGUGCCAGAGGAUGAGUGCUACCACAUGUUCAGUGAGCUCAGCUUCAACACGCUGGUUCAGUCGUUCCCCAGCAAUCGCGACAGAUGGCGUCAAUCGCUCGGGACCUCCAGUGAUCAACUUCUGCGGGAGCAUGCCCCUGGCUUGAUUACGGACGGCAGCACGUACAAGAGCCACCACGACACCCGUGGGGGUCAACGUCGACAAUGGCAUGAUCUUCGGCGAGGAGCCCUUCGAUGGGAGACUGCCGCUUUGAAGGUUUUGGUUGCUGCUGGAGCUAAGUACGAGACCUACACCGCUGGCCCUCGGACCAUGCUGGCGUCGAGCACAAUUUUUCACAGCACGUACAAGAUGCCUUGCGCCCACUAUGCCAACCGUGCCGCGCUGAUGUCUAACAUGCAGGGCGCCUUCGUAGAUAAAGAGCAGUAUGCUUGCUUCACGCUGGGAUCUCGCUCGAGGAGGGGCUCAGGCAGCAUUCUGGUCGAGGUUUAUGCAGCUGCUGUUCUGCACGUCACUGUUUGGGUUCCUGGCAAAGAGCUCUGUAUGCGCGAAAGGUUGCCAAAGACUUUGCCUGCACUGUCCCGCUUUCUUCAUAGCAUCGCCAGAUCCAGCAUCCAGGACAUUCCAGGCGGAAUGCGGACUCUGCGGACUACGCUGGAAAAGGUGGCGGACUGCGCAAAUCAAGAAAUUGCGUCGGGCUGGAACUUGCAGUGGGUCGAUGAAGUUUGCGUCAUUGCGAGUCUUUUUCGGUUAGAUUCGCAGCUGAUGUGUGGGCCUUGGGAGUGGUCGGGGGCCCGGAGCUCCAGCGCUAAUAGCGUGGGAGCACGAUUGCCAGUACAGAGUGCGCAUGGGAGCACGCCCUCAAACAUCGAUUUCGAGGCCCCAUACAACCUCCGAGUGCCACAGGGUCGCAGCGAUUUGUUCUCCAUGGAAGUGCUCUUUGCGCUGCUCUCGGGCACUUUGCCUUUCUCGGCAAAGACAGAGAUGCAGCUGUACGCCCGAAUUCGGCGCGGCAGCUUCACGUUUCCAGAUUGCCUUUGUGAGAGCCUUGGAUGCUGGUUCUUGCCCCUAAAGUGCCUUCAGGCAACAUCACACAUGGCAUGA